This is a messenger RNA of Jaculus jaculus (lesser Egyptian jerboa), 473 nucleotides long. Its product is annotated as non-histone chromosomal protein HMG-14-like. NCBI's taxonomy places the organism in Eukaryota, Metazoa, Chordata, Mammalia, Rodentia, Dipodidae. The coding region runs from base 32 to 337 and encodes 101 amino acids. The record is from RefSeq and is a predicted model, not a curated record. The transcript has a single exon. Gene Ontology annotation, molecular function: nucleosomal DNA binding. Gene Ontology annotation, biological process: chromatin organization. Gene Ontology annotation, cellular component: chromatin; nucleus.
CCGGCCUGCAGCAUCCGCACGCGCCGCCAAGAUGCCCAAGAGGAAGGUGAGCUCGGCGGACGGCGCGGCGAAGGACGAGCCCAAGCGCAGGUCGGCCAGGCUGUCCGUGAAACCGGCUCCUGCGAAAGUGGAAGCGAAGCCAAAAAAAGCAGCGGGAAAGGAUAAACCUUCAGACAAAAAAGUGCAAGCAAAAGGGAAGAGGGGAGCAAAGGGCAAGCAGGCUGAAGUGACUAAGCCAGAGACUAAAGAAGACCUACCUGCCGAGAACGGAGAGGCAAAGAGCGAGGAGAGUCCAGCCUCUGAGGAAGCGGGAGAGGAAGACGCCAGGGCUGAGUAGUCAUCCACCGUGUCCAUCAGCAUCCCUGUCUCCUUCUUGUACAAUCCAGAGGAAUAUUUUUAUCAACUAUUUUGUAAAUGCAAGUUUUUUAGUAGCUCUAGAAACAUUUUUUAAAAGGAGGGAAUCCCACCUCAUC